Messenger RNA from Acanthopagrus latus (yellowfin seabream), 1413 nucleotides. RefSeq names its product transmembrane protein 237A-like. Gene Ontology annotation, cellular component: ciliary transition zone. Gene Ontology annotation, biological process: cilium assembly. The transcript has 11 exons. The coding region runs from base 155 to 1279 and encodes 374 amino acids. The record is from RefSeq and is a predicted model, not a curated record. Lineage: Eukaryota; Metazoa; Chordata; Actinopteri; Spariformes; Sparidae.
AUCCACCUGUAGAGAUUAAAGGAGUGAAGAGAAGGAGGCUGAGGUUCAGUAUUGAAACUCACCCUAAGACCCUGCGUCUCCUCCAGCUGGAUCAGAUCAGAGCCACACUGAUCGUCUGUUUCCUCUGCUGACAGCCCGGCUCAGCACAGAGAAGAUGCCGACGGUGAAGAGCAAGAAGAAGAAGACAAAGAAGGAGGUGAACGAUGGAGAGGAGCAGGGAGAAGUGGGUCUGGAGAUGGAGAUGGAGGAGGUGACCAGUAGGGGUCACUGUGACAGCAGAGACCCACUGACCCCAGAACCGCAAGAUCCAGCGCCACAGAGGAAGAAGAAGAAGAAGAAGGCCCUGACUAUCGACCAGGACACCGAGAACGCCGACUUACCCAACGGCAACAUGGACGAAGCCCUGAUGGAUGGAGAGGAGACGACUGUGGCUGUGACCAGGAAGACCAAGAGGAAGAGGAAGGUGAAGGCAACGGAACACAGCAGCAAUGACCUGGGAGCUGAAGAUGAUGACAUCAUCACAGAUGCCCAGUCCCCCAUCCCCCAGCAUUCCCUGUUCUCUGCUCCACAUGGACACAGUCAGCCGGUCGGGAAGGUCUUUGUGGAGAGAAACAGACGCUUCCAGGCAGAGCGAGUCGAUCAUCUGAGACACUCUGAGCCGAUGGAUGACUACAUGGACCCACGACAGAUCUGGACCACCAGAGACGUCGCCAUGAGGGUCCACAGUGGCUUCAGGGUGAUCGGUCUGUUCUCUCACGGUUUCCUGGCUGGUUACGCCGUAUGGAACAUCAUCGUUGUGUACGUGUUGGCAGGUGAACAGAUGACCACACUGCCCAACCUGCUGCAGCAGUAUCACCUGCUGGCCUACCCCGCUCAGUCUCUGCUCUACCUGCUGCUCGCCAUCAGCACCGUGUCAGCAUUCGACAGGGUGAACCUGGCCAAGGCCUCCAUGGCUCUGAGAGGCUUCCUCACUCUGGAUCCUGCUGCUCUGGCUUCUUUCUUGUACUUCAUCGCCCUGAUCCUGUCCCUCAGUCAGCAGAUGACCAGCGAUCGCAUCAACCUCUAUCCUACAGCCAACGAGACUCUGUGGCCUCCAGGUUCAGAGCAGCAGAUCCUGCGGCCCUGGAUCGUGGUGAACCUAGUGGUGGCGCUGUUGGUGGGCCUGGCCUGGGCUGUGGUCUCCACACGGCCUGACAUUGACUACACGGAAGAGUUCCUGAUGACAAUGGAGGUGGAGGGGUACCCGAGAGCAGACGAGGCUCUGGACAUCCCCGCCUGAACCUCCGCACACAGAAUCACCUUCUUUAUAUUCACUGUUUGUUUUUCUACAACAUGUCAGCACACACUUUGUUUACCUCCGUGGGAUUUUGUAAAUAAAUAAAUAAAUAAAUACAGAUCAUGUACAGUAAAUGA